AUGUGGACACGACACAGAGGGGCAUCGGUUUUGGCACUAGAAGACUGUCAAGAGGACAAUUUCUGCAUUACGGUUGAUGAGGAAGUAAAAGGGGAGGUUGGACUCUGUGUUGUGAUACAAUGUUCUUACAGAACCGAGGAAAACUUUAUAACCCAGCAUAUUAUUUGGUACAAAGAAAACAGAAGAAACCCUAAACCAGUUACUGUAUUUCACACUGACAAAACUGAAAAAAUUGAGGCUGGGUAUAAAGGAAGAGUAUCACUGUUGGAGCCUGAUGUGAAUCGGGCAAACUGCAGCAUCAUGAUCAAUGAUCUGACUGAGUCUGAUUCUGGAUCCUAUCACCUCAGAGUUGAGCGUCAAUCAGAUGGAUUUUCAUACACAGAGAAAACGACUUCUGUUAUCAUCAAAGAACUGAGCCAGAAGCCAAAAAUGCUGAUUCCUCCACUGACUGAGGGACAACAGGCCACUCUGACCUGCACUGCUCCUGGUCUCUGCUCUGGGUCUCGUCCUAACUUCACCUGGAUAUGGAGUGGAAAAGGAGAGAAGGACUCUCACAUCACAGGAAACACCACUUCUUUUAACACUGAGAAUCUGACUGCUGUCACACAGAGACACAGCUCAACUCUGACAUUUGCACCUUCGGCCAAACACCACGACACUGAACUCACCUGUAAGGUCCGCUUCAUUGUUGACACAGAUCCACAGGAAACAGAAACUCUGAUGGUGACAUAUGUAAGAAAACCUCAGAUCCUCGGCAGAACCACUGUUAAGGAGGGAAAUAAUCUUAACCUGACCUGCAGUGUUGACAGCUACCCUACCUCAGAUGUCAAGUUCUCAAGAAAAUUAAACAGCAGCGUUAAAGGUGUCCUGCAAAAAGGAAAUGGAUUUGCCUCUUAUCGCGUCGCUAAUGUGACAACAGAAGAUGCCGGGCUUUACAUCUGCACAGCAAAACACCUGAACAACACUCUGACAGAAGAAAUUAAUGUAGAAGUGACUUGGUUUUCAGGGAUCCUAAAUGGCUCUGGGUGUGUCCUUCGGUCCGAGCUGACCUGUGUGUGUAUCAGUGAGGGGUUCCCUCUACCCACCAUCAACUGGUCGCUGCCAAUGAGCUACACGGCGCACUCUGUCACCGACACAGUGUCAGACCAGGCUGUCAUUAGCGCUGUCACGCUAACCAUUAAAAGCCAUGAAAACAUCAGCGUUGAAUGUUUCAGCAGCAACGGAAACGGAGAAGCAAAGGAAAAACUCAGAGUUGUAAAGUACUUAUCAGAUUAG
Fundulus heteroclitus (mummichog) is the source of this 1275-nucleotide messenger RNA. RefSeq names its product sialic acid-binding Ig-like lectin 14. The record is from RefSeq and is a predicted model, not a curated record. The coding region runs from base 1 to 1275 and encodes 424 amino acids. The transcript has 6 exons. Lineage: Eukaryota; Metazoa; Chordata; Actinopteri; Cyprinodontiformes; Fundulidae.